Molecule: messenger RNA, 4463 nt
Organism: Drosophila rhopaloa
Lineage: Eukaryota; Metazoa; Arthropoda; Insecta; Diptera; Drosophilidae
Product: nuclear pore complex protein DDB_G0274915
Exons: 4
Coding region: 234-4160 (1308 amino acids)
Source: RefSeq, a predicted model, not a curated record
GUGCCAGACAUUGAUAUAUUUUGGCGCUUUAGGUACGGUCACACCGCUAGCAUUUCACCUGAGUUUGACAUUUAAUUUCGCUUCGGAUUUAAUUAAACUUAACAAAGUUGGUUUUGCACAAAAUUUAAGGCUUUUUAGUCUACCCUUGGACAAAGCGACAAUUCUGCUCCCCACAAGCAAUUCUUUCCGCCCGAGUGCACUGUUAGAAAAACCGGUUGUUGACCUUCGGUAGCAUGGAGCGUCGUCGCUUUAACUUGAGCAGCAUGUCGCCCAUGGCGGAUUCCACGCGGAUCGACGCGUCGCUGAUAGGCAAUCGCCAUUCGCCCGCCAGUUUUUUGAGGGGACUGAGUCCCAAGGGGGCAAGCAACAACACACUCAAUGGCUCACGGACCCCGGAAAGGUCCUCGAUGAACCACACGGCCACAUCGCCAAGCAGCAUAUCGCGACAAAAACUGAACCUCAGUCAGUUGGAUCCCAGAACGUUUGCCGAUGUGCACAGCAGUGGAUUGGCCUCCCGGAUAGUGGGCUACCAUGAGAGCAGCCUGGGAGGACGCAGUAGUCUGCAGCGCAGCAUGUCCGCCAGCAAUCUGUACAAUCCUCUGAUGCAGCCGCGCAGGGCUCCCGCCUCCCCGCUGCCCUACAAAUCGAAGGUGCCGGCGCUUUCCAUGACCCAGAUUGCACCACCGGAGCGGAGUUUCUAUUCCGGCAACACACUGCCCAGCCUACUGCGUUCCAACUCUCUGGCAGGAGUGGUGCACAAGGCCAGUGAGCAGGAGCAGCUGUCGCGAGAGAAUCGACCCAUCCUGCACCCUCCGCAUCCGCAGCACGAGAGCGAACCAACCAGGAGCGUGCUGGAGGAGCUUAAGGAGAUUUCGCGAAAGCGAAUCAACAGUGGUGAUGCGCCGUCGCCUCACGACUUUACCAAAAGGAGUUGUCAGCGGGGUGUGGACUUUGUCGAUCAUCAGCGCCACCAACAGCAGCUACACCAGCUGCAGCAACAGCAAAACCAGUCCUUUAAGAGACAACGCGAGCUCACCGUAUCGGUUCCUCUCAGGCAUCAUUCGACUUCACUGGGGCCUGCUCCACCUACAAUGCAACAUAUGCACUCAAAUGGCAGCAUCUCGCCCACUCAGUCGCCGGAGCAGCUGGCCAAGCGGCCCAACUGCAGCUAUAACAACGACAUUGCCUCCUCGCUGAGCUCCAGUCGGCGGCACAACAACAAGCGAAAGUUGUUCGACAUGCGGGAGAGCUUCCAGCGCAGCCAAAGUGAGUCCAUGGCUAGUGGGAGCUCGCCGGAUAACUCACCCGGCGAAAAUGUGGCCAAAAUUCAGCGUAAGGUGAAUGCAGAAUCGAUCAGCAAAACAUUGAGCAUGCCCGUUCCGGCUGUGUCGGCAGUUCCUCCAACGCGGACAAUUUCAGCACCACCCGCGCAACGUACAGAUCAGAGAUCUGCAGAAGUUUCCCCUGCUUCGGAGAAACCCAAGCUUACCCUAUUCAAUGCGCGACAGUCUCGAACGAAAAUGGAACAGCCGCGACAGGAUCUGAACAGCCCGGAGGUGGAUGCCGGGGAAUAUGCCGGCAUUCAGUUUGUGAAGCCUAAGCAGCAGAACUCAAUGCUGGGCGUUAAAAACCCCAGUGUGGAGCGCACGCACAAGACCAAACUCGCCAUUAUGCUUAGUGGUUUGAAGGGCGAGCUGUACCAGGGUGAGCCGGACGAACUAGACGCCCCAGCGCCAGCUCCUGCGGCUUUACCAACACCAAUUAAACCCACUAUUGUGCCGCCUGUAACUACAACAACAACGUCAGCUACCUCCACCGCGACAACUACAACUUCAGCGCCCAGCAAGCCGGUAAUACUAGGUAACCAGGUGAUAAAGCCAGCGGAAACGUCAACCACGAGUAUUACCAGCCCUCUGCCAAAACUUAUGUUUGGUCAAGCUGCGACCCCCGCUUCCACUGAAGCAGUUGCCCCAAAAACCACCGACAAAGACCCGGCAGCACCAGCAGCGAUCCCGGCCAAGACCGAUUUACCAGCCAAUCCUGUAACACCUGCAACCUCUUCUCAAUUAUUGAUUAAUUUUGGCACACCAAAAUCCUCAACUGCACCACCACUUUCAUUUGGAAAUGCCAACGCUACUGUAACAACUACUAUUAGCACUAGUGCCACCGAGACAAAGCCAAUGUUCUCGUUUGGAAAAACGUCUGGAAAUCAACCAUUAGUAGGCGUUUCACCUAGACUCAAAACGGGCAGUCCAGAAGCGACAGAAUCCACUACAACUAACUCAGGAAUGCCGGUCACAACUACAACUACUUUUGGAACGGCCGCACCAACGCCGACAGCAACUGCAGCGUCUACGACAUCGACAAGCUCACCGAUCAGCUUUGGAAAGCCGAUUUCAGCAGGAUCAACAGGAUCGACCACGACCAAAAACCCAACUACAGCAACAAUAUCGCCAUUUGGAGCAGGAUCGUCGGCAACAAGUAGUGCAAUGAACUCGUUGGUAAACAAACCAAUAUUUACCUUUGGACAAUCGGGCGAUACAAGCUCACAGACUUCGAUUAGUAGUGAAAAUGGAGCAGCUUCUACCAAAACGGCGGUAUUUAGUUUUGGCGGCAGCACCACUCAACCAACUGGAGCAGCAUUAACACAUCCGUUUGCUAGUCAAUCGCAAACUGGCGGAAACUCUUUUGGUGGCAUUUUUAGUCAACCAGCGGCAACCAAACCCGAGCCAUCUAAGCCGGGUAUCUUUGGAAAUCAGGAUAACAGCCUUGGGAGCGCUUUUAGGCCACCAGGAGAUGCCCCAACAACUACAGCCGCCGAACCCUCCAAACCAUUCGGUUUUGGAGCUAGUACAACUGUGGCAAGUGGAGCCCCAGCGGCCACGAAUCUUUUUGCCUUUGGAGGAGCACCCACCUUAAAGACAACGGAACCAACUACUACAAGCACCGCAAAUAAUCUCUUUGGUCAGAAUGCAGCUACAACCACGCCCUUUGCCUUUGGAGGAGGAGCAGCAGCCGAAGGAAACAGUAAAAGUAAGGAUAACAAAUCAAUAUUUGCAUUUGGAGGAGGAGGAGACAAUAACUCGGCAACCAAGCCCAGUUCGAUGUUUAACUUUGGUGGCGCAGACAAGGGUGCUCCACCUGCCUUUGGCAGCGUAGCAACAUCAGUGUCAUCUGCAGCACCUACACCAACAAGCAACGCCUUUGGAUUUAACACAGCACAGAAGCCUGCAACACCCAUGUUUGGCAGUGGAUCAGCCCAACAGGCCCCGGCCCCUGCAGUGGCGGCCACCAAACCAUUUACAUUUGGAGGAGCCCAACAGGCGCCUGGUCCAUCGGCUUCGCCAGCUUCGGGAGGAUUCUCGUUUGCCGCGGUGGCGUCGAAGAAUACCGCAGAACAGAGUGGAACAAACAUGUUUGGCAGCCCCGUCAGCACCACCAAGCCGAGCUUUAACUUUGGCGGUAACACCGGCAACCAGGCGGGAUCAGCAUCGCCUGGUGGAUUCUCUUUUGGCACGCCCAGGAAGAAGGAAGAGCCUGCGGCCACUAAUAUGUUCGGAAACCCCAACACCGGAGUAGUUAAACCAACUUUCAGUUUUUCAAACAACAAUUCAAGCACUCAGUCAGCAGCUCCUGCUCCGGCGCCCAGCUUUGGAGGAUUUGGAUCACCGGCAGCACCACCUGCUAAUGGACCCAAUCAGAACAAACCCUUUGCGUUUGGAGGAAGCACAGCAGCUCCUGCACCCAGCCCAGCACCUAUGGGCGGUAACUUGUUCGCCAAUGCGGUGGCUGCUACCCAAAACCAAUCGAAGCCAGGAGUCUUUCCGUUCGGCGGGGCUAAGAGCACCGCCAGCGCCACAGCCGGAAACGCUCCCUUCUCAUUUAGCGGAGCAGCUGCAGGCGGAAUCGCUUCGCCGCCCAGCAACCAUGGCAUGAAUACAGCAAAGCCGUUCAGUUUUGGUGGCGCUGGCGGUAAUCCUGCGCCCAAUGUCUUCGCAAGCCAAGCCCCAGCGCCGGCAGCUAGCAAUCCGGCAGGAGCUUUUAGUUUCGGCGGCGGCAGUCCGGCCCAACAGGCGAAUGCAGGAAACGUGUUCGCCCCACCGCCCAGCACUCCGGAGAGUCGACCCAUCCGCAAAGCCACCCGACGGCUCCAGAAAUAAGUCCGCGUCUCAAAUGUGUAGAUCAAUAUUGUUUUCCUAGUUAAAUUAUUGUUUUUACCGGACAGUGGAAUAAUGUAACUGGCAAUCCACAUUGUAAUAUAUAAAUCUAUAGACUCUGCAUCUUUCUGUAAAAUGUAAUUAACAGACAUUUGAUUGGAUUCUCUCUAAAGCUUGUAUAAGUAGAAAAGUAUCCUUUAAUAAUAUUUUAAGAAAUUUAAAAAACGAAAUAUAUGUUUUUGAAACCAAUAUAAAACCAGCUACAAAUAAACAUUGAAGUAUGAACUCUGAAGUGUUCAAAUUAAA